Phytomonas sp. Hart1 is the source of this 1749-nucleotide messenger RNA. Lineage: Eukaryota; Euglenozoa; Kinetoplastea; Trypanosomatida; Trypanosomatidae. The record is from the annotation of a GenBank genome assembly.
AUGUACCACACGUACCGAUGCCUGGUUCGUUUCCAGCCCUACGCAAUGGCCAUCCAAACGCGAUUUAAGUGGCGCCAUAAGGAGACGGACCGCUGGCGGCGGCUCAUGGACGCGACCUGCUUCCAGCUGGACUGGAUGGGGCAGACGCGGGGCCCGAAUUUCUCCCAGUACAGCGGACACUGGACGCACAUCCUGAGCUGCGCGCACGUGGUGUGCCCCUGGGAUUACCCCAAUUAUUACCCAACGACGGGCCCCACGCGCUUUGUCUCGCAUAUCACCCUGGCGGAUACGAUGACCCAGGUCCGGCUGGUGUCCCUUCAGGGCGUCGCCGUCCACAAGCACUUCACCUCUAACCAACACGUCUACCUCCACUCCAACCCCCGGCUCGACCUCUGCGUGGUCCACCCCGAGCAGAACCUCAAGCGCAGCGGGGAGAUGAAGAUGCUGUGGAUGCAAAACGAGGGCCUCGUGAUGCGUCCGAGGCUGGAGCUCAACGAGGCCCUGCGGAUUGGGGAUCACGUCUGGGUUUACGGGAUGGCCGCACACGAGUCACUUUUUGACGAGGAGAAUGGACCGGAGCCGCUGAUGAUUCCGACCGGGAUCCGAGCGCGGGUUCACGCCGUGACCCGGGAGCAUUUCUUCAUCGAUACCACUUCCAUCGAGGGGGCGGAUCGAGGACGGAUUCAGAUGGGAAUGUGCGGCUCCGUCGUCAUGCGAAACGGCAAGUGUGUUGGGAUGCUCACAGCGAUGGUGCACGAGGAAAGCAAUUGUGCGGAGCUCGCAGGGACCGCGAUGUGCACGUAUUCGAGCGAUAUCUUCGACUUCAUCCUAGAGGUCGAAAAGCAAAUGAAAAAUCCUCCACCUCGACAAACACCUGAGGAAACAGUAUUUGAAGCGCGUCGCCGUGAGGAGGGAAAGGAGCCCGAGACGUACAGAGAUUGGGAGCUGGACCAUAGCCGCAUAGCGCGGCACAUUCCGGUUCCCAUCUCACUCUGGCAUAUGGAAGAGAAGUGGAUGACGGAGGAGGAUUUUAUGACCUCCCAGGUCUUUGGCCGCAGUGGAGUGUUUAACCAGGAGACCCAAGAAUCGACCCUGGGCUAUGACAUGAACACGGCCAAGACGUACGGCGACCGCCCAGGGGAUAUCGCCACCUUCGAUACGACUUCAGCUACUGGUCGACCUGUAAUCUCCGGUGAACGAAAGGACUACAGCCCGACAGGUAUUUAUGCACCAGACGAAGAAUUUAAGAGACGCGAUGAGUGGGAUGUAAGCCUGAACGCUGAAGUACGAUCGCUCUUUGAUAAGGUGAUUGAUGAAAAGGAGAUCGAAAGUCUUAAUAUGUAUCGUAAGUCCCUUGAGAACAUCCGACUGCAGCGUGCGAUGGAGAGUAUGAAGGGCUCUGGAAUCAAGUACCCUGGCGGAAACACCGGGGAGGCCUCGGAGGGUGGCCUUGGCUCUAUGGGCCAUUUCAACGGUGACGCCGACAUGGGGCCUGCCAAUUUUAACCCGGCCUAUUUCAGCAGUGCCCAUGAGGCUGAGCGCCGGGAGGGAGGGAACACGCAGGAGAAAGCGCCCCCGGGGGCCUCCCAAUCUGAAACCACCACAACACCAGAAAGACAAGAGACUCCUCUGGAGAAGAAGAAACGCAAAAGGCGUGAGGAAGAGGCAAAACUCCAUGAAUUUCGACGUCAGCACGGCCAAAAAGCGACGCAUUUCCUCGAUGAAGAUUUUUCAGAUAUCUGGAAGUAG